GAUGGACACUAGAUAAUCAGAACACUCUAGAGGCAAGUCUUAGACUUAAAUCAAAAUGCGUAACCCAUUCGAACUACUUAUAAGUAAUAUUACUUUCAUUAUAUAGAAAUAAUCAGAUUACCAAAUGUUUGCAAUAAAUGUGGACAUAUUACUAGAAUGAAAGAAAUAUCAGAUAUUCUCGAAUAAUUUGACACCAUGACAUCUUAAUAAAUUGAUACAAUUAAUGAAAAACUAAUUCAAAAAUCGAACUAAAUUUUAGCAGCCCGACAAUAAUUAGUUAAAGAUGCAAAAAAUGAGCUCUAAUAAUCAUUGCAAUAAUUGAUUUAAGUGAGAUAGAGUAUGGGUUCAUCUUUUAAUUUUGAAGACAGAGAAAAGUGUUUAGAGCGAGUUUGUGAAGUAACAUAUAAUUUAAUCAUUUAUAUAGGAUAUAUUCUGUAAUGUUUAAGAAUAGAUUGAAAUAUAGAAUUCUUUAUCUGAACUUAAUGCAAUAAUUUAAGAAUAAUAUUAAAAAUUUCAUUAAUUUCCUAAUGAAAUCACUGAAAUGAAUAAAUUAGAAUAUCAUGAUAAUCUUGAAAUCAGAGAGAGAUUAGAAGGAGCUUUAAGAAUUAAUUAAAGUCAUAAAGAUAUUUUAAAGGAGAUAUUGAUUAAAAUAGGAGAAGAAAAUAAGAGCUACACUUUUGAUAUCUAAUUACAAUUUAGAUAAUAAUAAUUAGAAAUGUUAAAUCUAUUAUAAUGCAAUUAAGAAUAAAUUAAAGAUAUAGAAAGAUUAGAAGAUGAAUUGAAUGAUAAAAAAUUAGAAUUAUAAAAAUAUGCUAUAUUAUUUAGUUAAUUUGAGAAGUAAAUAUAAAUAAUAAAUAUUAUAGUCCUUUUAAAUCAAAUAAGAUUAGUUCUGAAGAAAGUAGUGCUAGUAAUUUCUAAUCAAUUUAAAAGGAAAUCAUAUAAUAACCCUCAUCAAUUCAAUAAAGUCGAAAUGUAUUUUAAGAUAUUAAGAAUAUUUAAUCAAAAAGAUUCUCUUAACCUUCUAUAAAUGAAAAUAAUAAUAUGUGCACUUUUUAAUCAGAAUAAUUCUAUUCUAUUGAUUAAUCUCAUGGUAAUUUACAUCCAGAAUCAUCAUAAAAAUCAUCAUAAAAUAAUAGCAAACAAAUUGAAAAUUCAGUUGUGAUUAAUUAAAGAUAUGGAAAUAGUAUAUCCAAUAAAUUUAAUAAUUCAAAAGCAACUAGUCUAAUUUCAUAAAUUAAUUCUUAAUAAAAUAAUAAUAUCCCUCUUUAAAUAGUUCCUAAUUCAACUAAAAAAAUUAGAAAUUCAGUUGACACUAAUCCUAUGAUGUCACAAGAUAGUUUUGAAAAUUUAAAUGAAAAUGAUGAAAAUUCCCCAAAAAUCACUCCAACAAGCAAAACCUUACUCUCCAAAGUUCCACCCCUUCCUAUAGGCAGAUAGUUAGAGCUUGAUUGA
Paramecium pentaurelia is the source of this 1452-nucleotide messenger RNA. The record is from the annotation of a GenBank genome assembly. Lineage: Eukaryota; Ciliophora; Oligohymenophorea; Peniculida; Parameciidae.